CGACAACCAAUUUCCUCCGAUUUUUCGUUUCAAUCAGAAAGUUACAAGUCUUGAGUUCGGACUGGAAAGAAAUAGAUUUCAAGAAUUUCUUGGCUUUUUUCAGGAAACUGUCGCCAAAAGAAUUGUCGGCAAUCUCUCAUGAGAAUUUGGAAAAAAUUGUAUCAGGAGAACGUGGACCAGCAAGGAGGUGGCGAUUUCGUUCCGUCCACUUGGUACAGACCGCGGACUGUCAGAUGCGAUGAUAAUAAGUUUUACCGCAACCUGCUGUGAUUGAAAAAUUAUAUCACACAUUUGCAAGAGCGACAAGUAGUCGUUCCAAUCGUACAAGGUUGCGGUAGCUGCUGAACAAGUCACACGUCAGCGAACGCGCGCCACGCGAAAUGCGACCGGCAAGAGUCUGCGUGGAAACAACAUUGCUCCGUUUCUCGAACAAUGUUCGACGAAGCGAAGCCGAGUCAAGUUUUUCCUCGUUCUUCCGAAAGAAUUCAACGAGAAGAAACCCGACGACUCGCUCUCUCGGUGGACGGGGAGGAUUCUCGAUUCGAAAUCGCGCGUCACGGCCGACGUCGGACGCCCCUCUCUUUCUUUCUCUCUCUCUUCCCGUUUUAUUUGGUAUAUUUUUAGCAAUAUAGCGUAUAAAUACUCUAUCAGGUGGAGAUGCGUUAUUUUCAAUGUAACACCGAUGAGCGUGGAUUGCGUAAAAAAAAUGAACAAAGGUUGCUGGAAGUUCGACGAGGAGGAGAAAGGUGAGAUUUCCACGUUCCCUCUUCUUGUUCUCUCUCUCUCUCUCCCCGUCCCUCUCCCUUUUUUCUCCCGUAGUCUUCCCGUGAAAAAGGGCGUUUGUCCACCGUGUGAUUUUACGCGCCCGGGAACGCGCCGACACUUUCUCCCGACGUCGAAUUUCGGAUAUGUUACAUCUCAACUGCGCGUCAAUUCCGCAUCUCAAGAUCAAACGAUCCCUCGUGUCUCGCGAAAACGCAUACACACACUCGCAGGCACACGUGACAUUUCUUUGUAAUAAUACAAAUUUUUUGCUUCGUUGUGACGUAAAAAAAAAGAAACAAUUUAUCUGUGCGUCACGCAGAAAAUGCCGGCGCACGAGGAGGAGGUGACUCGAGGAGAGACAAGAUCGAUGAAAACCUCAGGUGGCCAUCACAUGACAGUGUCAAAAAUAGACGCGCGUUGAAAAAAACACAAGGAGAAACACCAUGCGGCCGUUGGUGCCAGAAUAAAAAAAGAUAGAGACCGUAGAUCGUGUGCGAGGAAUAAAAAAAUAAAAAAAAACCGAGUGUGUUAUCUUCCCAAGCCUUGUACAUAGAUCUGGAGGAGGAGGACACGGAGGAGGAUAAGAUGUGCAAGGAGUACAGCGCCUGGGAUCGGAUUCCCGACAUCCUGCUUGAGGAGAUCUUCUCGUAUCUGACCAUUCGCGAGCGUUACUACGCGUCCCUGGUUUGCCGCUCGUGGUAUCGGGCCUUCAAGCUGCAGAACGUCUGGUCCACGUUCACUCUGGAGGACACCACUCUCACGCGGGGUAAAUUCAAUUACUACAGCGGCUGGCAACACGUUCUGGAUCACAUCAGAACGUCCACGUGUUUGAACAAAGUCGGCAGGAACUUUCGCGCUCUCGUGUUCGAGCCCAUGAUGAACUUCUACAAUCUCUACGAGUUCAUGAACAUGAUAUCCUGGUACGCCGAGCGACAGGGCUCGGACAACACGUCUGUGCCCGGUGUGGGUAACUACAUUCGCAGACUCAAGUUCACGUUCCCGUGUAACAUGGCCAAUAGAGACGAUCCCGAUCGAAUCCGGGUGUUUGGCACCGGAGGGAAGCUGCUCGAAGCGCUCAAGAGACUCAUGAGAAAUCUACAGAGUCUCAGGUACCUGGAACUGAUAGAUCUGAUGCUCGAGAGCAACGAGGCUUUGCACCUGAUGGACGACAUUUGCGUGAAUUGCACUCAGACAUUGUCGAAGCUCGUGCUGAUUAACACCACGCGUUACAAUUGUCCGUUGUUGCACGUAGGAGUGUUCAUUAACUUGAAUGUUUUAGUUAUCAGUCCCCAAAACUUGCACGAGGACGUGAUAGAACUUCUAGGUUACACCAAGUUAAGACAUCUUCACAUUUUACAAAACCGAUACAGUCCAAAAGACACCACCAUAAGACUGCCAAAACGAUCGUCCUGGGUGAAGAUGAGAAAGAACAAUCCUCAGUUAAGGGUGCACUUUGAGAUAGAAAGUCACAAGACCACAGAUCUUCUCUUGCCCAUCGACAUAUUGGAGCACAGUGCCAUACCGUGUCACAGCAUAGUGCUGGAUAAUCCGAACACGGAAAUUUCACCGUCCACGAUACUCACUCACGGGGCGCUCUUCCACUCGACGAUACGAGUGUACGCUUUCAAAGGUUUGACGAGAUUUUACAUGAACAGAAGCUUCAACGAGAGAUUGGACGACACUCUCGUACAAUUCUGCCGAAUGUGCCCGAAUCUGCAUACACUGAUGAUCCGUGACAAAAUAUCGACGGCAACGAUCUUACACAUCGUCUCCGUCGCGAAUCAUCUGCGCUGUCUGUACGUGCGGCGAAACGUGAUUCUGAAGAGAUGCGACGAGGCUUGGUCGAGGAUCCUGGACUGGCCGCCCGAUUAUUACCGUUGGAUCAAGGCGAACAGUCGCAGUUACGAGGACACGGAGAAGGAAGUGUCGCGAAAACUCGGUUAUCGAUGGCACAUGCUGUCCGAGAAAGAGUUCAAGGCGCAAACGGUCAAUUUGCACAUAUAAAAAUAAAAAGCUCGUUGCUUUCGCAAACAAAAUCGCAAUCACCGCUCAUCACCGCGCAAAACUAAAAGAGAGCUCGCUCGUAUUCUCAGAAUCUUCAAGUAUUUUUAUAAACAAAGUCAAUCUUAAUUUAAUCGUUAUUUAUAAUAUAUAUAUAGAUCACCUCUACGACUGUGUAUUGCUUCUAAAAAAAAAAAAAAAGAAGUGUUAGCAAUAAUCCGUGUGAUCGCAAUAACAUGUUUUAUCGCAAUUGUCAACCGCGUCGUUAAUUAGAACGUAUCCGUGGGGAGGGGGAGGGGGGAAGAAGGGGAGCGAAAUGUGUACUUAAAUGUGUAAAAUCAAAAUGACUGUGAUCGUUUUUAAUGACAAAAAGAAACUAGCGAGAUACGUUGGACUGUUUUGUAAAACGAACUGUUUUUUUUUUUUUUGGCGUGUCAAAGCGCACGCGCGGAAAUAAAAAAAAAAACCGUACAACAGCGAAACUCUCACGUGUUGUUGUGAUUUUCUCGUUGUAGUUUAUUUCCAAUACAUAAUUGCAACUUUUACACACAAUAUUAUGUACAUCGAUAAUAAUUUCAUGUGACUUGUGUAUUUUUUUUUUUUUUUUUCUUACACGCAUCGUCGCUAUCAAUAUGCCAAAUAAUUUCGAUAAAGUGUGUGUAAUAAGAACUGCUAGAGUGUGUCGAAGUCAUAAUUGGGGGGGAGGGGGGAGGGGAUAAUAUCUUCGAAGACAUAACGCCGUGGAUUAUUUUGCUAAAAUUCAACACACACGCUAAAAUUAUCUAAUCGAAAGAAGCAACAAUGAUGAAACAACAACAAUUGCAAGUUGAUUUAAUUAAUUAGAUAAUCGAAAACGGAUUACGUAUAUAUCGAAAUAAUUUACACGUAAAAUGCAAGUGUGCUCGACUGUUUCUGCUAGCUUAUCUCACUCUGUACAUUAUAUCGUUGGACUUCUAUGGAUAUAUUAUAUAUACACGCACAUAUGGACUUCGUUAAAUAUCGCGAAAGAAAACGACGAGGUAUCGAAUAUAUCUGUGAAGAAAAAUUUUGAAAAGGCGGGACAUAUGUAUAUAUGCAUAAUUUGAAACACGCACAAAAUUUUGAGACUCGACGAGGUAAUUUGCUCUAUUAAAUAUAUACGUAUUAUAUAUAUAAUAUAUAUAUAUAUAUAUUAUAUAUAUAUA
Molecule: messenger RNA, 3950 nt
Organism: Pseudomyrmex gracilis
Lineage: Eukaryota; Metazoa; Arthropoda; Insecta; Hymenoptera; Formicidae
Exons: 8
Coding region: 1351-2769 (472 amino acids)
Molecular function (GO): protein binding
Source: RefSeq, a predicted model, not a curated record